Molecule: messenger RNA, 5741 nt
Organism: Bombina bombina (fire-bellied toad)
Lineage: Eukaryota; Metazoa; Chordata; Amphibia; Anura; Bombinatoridae
Gene: TXNRD2
Product: thioredoxin reductase 2
Biological process (GO): cellular response to oxidative stress; cell redox homeostasis; glutathione metabolic process
Cellular component (GO): mitochondrion; cytosol
Molecular function (GO): thioredoxin-disulfide reductase (NADPH) activity; flavin adenine dinucleotide binding; glutathione-disulfide reductase (NADPH) activity
Source: RefSeq, a predicted model, not a curated record
GCGCGGGGAGGGCAGUUCUUGGGGCCUAACACUGUACACAACACAUGGCGGCCCUGUGGCUGCGCUCAUCCAGGCGGGGGGUGACCCUGGCAAGGGGCAGCCGUGGGUUAGCAGGGAUACAUCAUGACUAUGACUUGCUAGUGAUUGGUGGUGGCUCUGGGGGUCUUGCAUGUGCCAAAGAAGCUGCACAGUUUGGAAAAAAAGUUGCUGUAUUUGAUUACGUGGAACCUUCCCCUCAAGGAACCAAAUGGGGGAUUGGAGGAACGUGUGUGAAUGUUGGCUGCAUUCCCAAAAAACUGAUGCACCAGGCAGCUCUCCUAGGAGGGGCCCUAAAAGAUGCACCACACUAUGGCUGGAAUGUACCUCUAGUUCAGCACAACUGGAAAGUCAAGUAUUUUAACCUGAAAGCCAGUUUUGUUGAUGAGCACAGUGUACGUGGACUGACAAAGGCAGGGAAAGAGACAUUAGUGACUGCGAAAAACAUAGUGAUUGCUACAGGAGGAAGACCAAAGUAUCCCACUCACAUUCCUGGUGCAAUUGAAUAUGGUAUUACUAGCGAUGAUCUGUUUUGGCUGAAAGAGUCUCCAGGAAAAACAUUGGUGGUUGGAGCCAGCUAUGUUUCAUUGGAGUGUGCAGGGUUUUUGUCUGGAAUUGGAUUGGACACCACAGCCAUGGUGAGAAGUAUACCUCUCAGGAGGGUUUGAUCACAAAUGGCUUCCCUGGUAACCGAUUAUAUGGAGUCCUAUGGCACAAGAUUUUUAUGGAGGUGUACACCGUACCAUGUAGAGAAGUUGCUUAGUGGACAACUGAAAGUCACCUGGAACAACACAGAUUCAGGGAAAGAGGAGGCAGACACAUUUGAUACAGUCAUGUGGGCGGUAGGUCGUGCUCCAGAAACACAACAACUGAAUUUGGAGAAGGUGGGAGUGAAAAUAAAAUCAGACACUGGAAAGAUUAUUGUUGAUGCUUCAGAAGCAACAUCGGUCCCACACAUAUUUGCAAUUGGAGACAUUUCAGAGGGUCGCCCAGAACUUACACCUACUGCUAUUGCUGCUGGAAAGCUCUUGGCUCGUCGUUUAUUUGCUAACUCAAAAGAACUCAUGGACUAUGAGAGUGUUCCCACAACAGUGUUUACUCCUUUGGAAUAUGGCUGUGUGGGUCUGUCAGAAGAGGAGGCAAAAGAACGCCAUGGAGAUGACAGCAUUGAGAUUUUCCAUGCCUUUUACAAACCUCUGGAAUUUACAGUGGCUGAAAGAAAUGCUGCACAAUGUUACAUUAAGAUGAUCUGUCUCAGAGAUGAGGACCAACGAAUACUGGGCCUUCACUUUACAGGUCCAAAUGCUGGAGAAAUUGUUCAAGGAUUUGCCCUUGGAAUUAAAUGUGGAGCCACCUAUACCCAGUUAAUGCAGACGGUGGGAAUUCACCCAACCUGUGCAGAAGAAGUUACCAAACUGCACAUCACCAAACGCUCAGGACUAGACCCUACAGUCACAGGUUGCUGAGGUUAAACACCAUCCCUGUAGGAAAGCAUUGCCAGGUGUCUGAAUAGAAAGGGUCAUCUCCCUCUGCUGUACUGUGAAGCAAACACCAUGAAUCACAAUUAAUGAUAACUCCUUUGUAAAUGAGAUACUUUAAUUCACAUGAACAACUUCUGCCAGCACUAAAAUGCAUAUAAAGUGCUUCACAAAUUCAAAGCAUUCAUGACAUGUCUGAAGUUAAAUCAGGGGGAAAGGAGUUGAUAAGAUAGAGCAUUAUGAUGACAAGCUCUUAUACUACAAACAUCCAGGAGGUGGAACUGUAGACCAGCAGAUGCAGCCACAGGUAUUACUAUAAUGUAAUUCAGCUUUUCAUCUGUCAUAAGCCUGGGGCGUACAUUAAAGAAAAGAGUAAUAGCAGCUAAGUCUUUGGGUUCAUUUAUCAUAAAAGGUAACGUAAAUUGCUGAUGUGUAAGACACAUACCAUUCUGCUUUUUCAAUGCCAAUCAAACUUAGCAUCACGCUAUACUUCUUAGCUUCUUGUCCAUAUUUAUUUACCGUCUAUUUCCAGCAAGAGUUUUUUAACCUGUCUCUGUUUAUUAUUUUAGUGUGUGAGUGUAGUGCAGAAAUGUAUCAGAUUUGUAUCUGCUGCUGUUCUCACACACAGUGAAACACUACUGCACUAUAAUGUGUGAUGUGGCACGAUCACUGCACAUGUCACCUUUAAAGGGACACUGAACCCAAUUUUUUUCUUUCGUGAUUCAGAUAGAGCAUGCAAUUUUAAGCAACUUUCUAAUUUACUCCUAUUAUCAUUUUUUCUUCGUUCUCUUGCUAUCUUUAUUUAAAAAAGAAGACAUCUAAGCGUUUAUUUUUUGGUUCAAUACUCUGGACAGCACUUUUUUAUUGGUGGAUGAAUUUAUCACCAAAAAUGGUCCGGCAUCUAAACUUACAUUCUUGCAUUUCAAAUAAAGAUACCAAGACAAUGAAGAAAAUUUGAUAAUAGGAUUAAAUUGGAAAGUUGCUUAAAAUGUCAUGCUCUAUCCAAAUCACGAAAAAAAGAAAAAAAUUGGGUUUGGUGUGCCUUUAACUGAUACAGGGCUCUCAGGUGGCUCAGGGGCUUAAUGGGAAAUAAAAGGCAAUACCCUAAUGUGCAUUUAAUUGUUGCACUACUGUUUGUAUAUACCCGUCUGUGUAACCUUUGCAAAUGGGUUAAACACAUAGUUAAAAUCAGCUCCAAAGCAACAAUCCACUACUGAACACAUCUGGUUGAGCCAAGGACAAGUAGCAUAUGUGUGUAGCCACCAGCUAGCUUCCAGUAGUGAAUUGCUGCUGUUGAUCCUACUUAGGCAUGCUUUUCAACAAAGGAUACCAAUAGAACGACAUAUUGUUUGCAGUAGACGUAAAUUGAAGAGUCUCUAAAACGUCAUGCUAUAUCUGAAUUAUGAAAGUCUCAUUUUGACUUUCCUGUCUCUUUAAUAUCAACAAUUUGUGGAUUCACCUUAUGCUUUGAAACAUAGAAAACCUUUUGCUUUUUCCAGAAGUGAAUAUUCUAAUAUGAAAAGAGCAAGUUUUUGCCUUAAAACAAAGUGUCCAGUCCUUUAUUCAAGGGGCCACUUUCUCACUCAAUAAGCUGACAAGGGAAUCUUGUAAAUACUGCUAACACAUAAAAUACACAAAUGAGAAUAUUAUAACCUGAUACAGGUACAAAUCCCCAAAUCCGGAAUUCUAAAAUACAAACAUUCUGAAAUCCAAAGUUUUAAAAACAAUACAAUUAUCAAAAAUACAAUUUCUGAUGGUACUAUGUAUACAAAAAUAUUAAAAAUUAUAUAAACUACCUUUAGGUUUAGGUAAUAUCUGUAUUAUAACAUAUAAAUAUUACCUAAAUGACAUAAGAUAUUGUUGUUUACGCUAUGCUCCAUCCCCUCUCCAAACUGUCCCAUUUUAAAGAUACAAAUAUUCCAAAAUCCAAACCUUUACCGGUCCUAAAUGGUUUUCUACCGGUAUAUGCGAUUGUAUCAGUAUCUGGCAAUAUUAUGGAGAUAUGUACUUGUUAUUGUAGAGAACCAGAGAAUCACAGUAAAUUUCCAUAUGUUCUCCUAGAUCUCCAUUAGUGGUUAGUGUUCACAUGCUGCUUAUAUAGGAAUAAUGUCAUUAGAAAAUCAAAAUACUGUAAAAUCUACUUCACGCAUACAAUAUUCAUUUUGGAGAAAUAUAGGGCCAAAUAACUGGGCUGUAAGUUAGACGAGCUUGUCUUAGAGGCACACAAACAUAUUAACAUUGUCUUCACAUGGCUGCCAAUCAAGGAUGACCAUUACAAAAUAUUAGCAACAUAUGCUUUUUUCCAGUUUAAGUAAAUUCCCUCUUUGGCAUUGAUAGUGCUGCAUUCUGUUUCAGUAUUAUAAGCAUUCAUCAUCAAAAAGUAAACCAGUAUGGGUAGUGUCUGUGUAGAUGAAGCUUGAUGCAUCCAUUCAUGCACAUACAAAAUACACUGUAUACACUUAUAUAUAAUUAUACUAAACAUUAUUUAUUAUACUUGAUUUUUUAUUAUAUUUUGUAGGUAGAUAUAGCUAAUGAUAUGAUGGUGAAGACUGAGCAUUAUUGAAUAAUGUAAUUUUAUCAAAGUUCUGGACACAAUUAUAGUAAUAGGGUACAGCCAGUCUGAGAAUUUUUUUGACAUGCUCCAGAUUAAUGGCAGGUUCUGUAGCUCGGCAAGAGGUUCAUGUCACUGGAAUUACUUUUCAGGAGGAAACAGAUUGGGAACAAAAAUACUUUUGGAUUGCUGCCUGUAAUUUGCGGCUAAAUUCCCAAAUACUCCUGAAACCCACAUCACGCUCUGAGCCACCAUCAAAGGCUGAGUGUCUCCUUUAGUACAAUAAAAAAUAACAGAGGACAUCCUGAGGAAGCAGUGUCCUAAUAUCACUACCCUGGCAUGUCUUCCCUGCUAGGAGAUCUGAAAAAUGACAUCUGAAACUGAAUAUUCCAUAGGGCCAGGGAACGUGUCCAGCCAUUUUAUACUGCCGUGAGAAUAUCACAGCCCUUGGUGUGUAUUGGUAAUUCUCACAUGGGAUUUUAAAGUUCCAGCCUCUGUUCUUGAAAAACAAAAUCAUAAUCUAUACUUUUUGUUCACAGCAUGCGAUUUAAAAAAUGUCUACCCACCUGUGGUCUAAUGUGCAUUUCUAAAGCUUAUGCUACUAAAAAAUUUAGUCUGUACGGAUUAGAUUUUAAAAGACUAAAAAAAUGUAUAAAAUCUGUGUAUUUUUCAGAUUCAUACAGAAGUGCACAUACUUAGAAUUCAGAAAGGUGUUUGUUUUCAUUGAAGUUCUACAAUACAAUAAUUAUAUUUUAAAAAGCAUUACAUUGUAGAAUAAUAUAGGUUAGGGGAAGGUUUCACCCUUAGCACAUACAGCUGCUUUUUCUGCUAUACACAUUAGAGGUGAUUUCAAAGUCCUAGGACUAUGGGUUGCAUAUCACAUAGUGGGCAGUUUUGUUAGUGACUGUAACAGCAUAUGCUGGUCUGCUAAUGUUGUCAUUCCUUGGAUAGUUUGUAUACCUUUUGUCUUGUAGCACAAAGGAAGUUGUGUUUACAUGUGUAUAUAUAGUUGCAAACACCUGCACAUUUAUACAAACUUGUUGCAAAGUCUGCUUGUUUUUUCUAUCCCUUGUAAAUAAGUUAGGCCCUGUAACUCUUCAGUGAAUGACGUUGUUACGUCUAUUUUUUUUAGGACCUUUUCGCCUGUAAGUUAAUAUAUAAAGCUUAUUUCCAAAAUUGUGUGUAUAUUGCACAGGCUCUGAGCUCACAAUAUUUAUUUAUGCUUCUUGACAAAUAUAUAGUCUACUACAUGGAUCUAAUGUUUGGAGACUUGUAAUGCCCUUUAUUGUAAUUCAUCCUAUAAAUUUAUACCAUGGAAUAUAAAAGGAUAUGCUAAAAAUUUCAGACGCCUACUGAUGUUUGCUUCAUCCAGAAAAACAUAGCAAAUAGUGGAUGCCUAGGAAGUUAUUAUAUAUAUAUAUGUUAAUGGCCCUGCACAUCAUCAGCAGUAUAGCUGGCUUGUUUUCCAGGGAUGGUGUAUUUACUUCACAACUUGCUACCGAACAUUUAGCAAACAUAUAUGGGCUACCAAAUAAUGAUGGCUUGUGUGUAAACCCAAGAAUAUGGGGUGGGCAAGCUUGAGCUACUUCUGGUUACCCCUUGUUUGUAUAAAUCUGUUAUGUAAAAUAAGAAGGAAAAAAGUCUGAAAUAAAGUUGUUGUUUUUUUACCUCAAAAA